AUGCGUAUCUAUGCAGAUGUACUCUAUCAUAGACAUAAAAAAGUAAUUUUGGGAAGAUAUAAACAUACUGUAGUUCGUAUUCCUGUGUUAAUUCGAAUCGGUGAAUUUGCAUCAUGGCUGCAAUACAAUCCAACAAAGACAUUAAUCCAUUAUAUUGGUGAACACACGUGGUUUUCAAAGAGAUAUUGUCAAAAUGGUUGUGGAAGUGUACUGAAAGAGUUGAUCUAUCGUGGUCAUGCUUUGAUUCUUCUCGAUGGACUUGAUGAAAUUCCUGAAGUCAGAAGAAGAGAAGAAAUUGUUCGAUUGAUUGAAGAAUUUAUUCGUGAAUAUGUCAAAGAUCCCAAUUCUAUCUCGGCAUUCGAUGAGAAAUUAUUUGAUAACUUUCGGCCUCGUACUCAUGUUGUUGAAACCCAACCACCAAGUAAAUCUGUUGGCAAUCAAAUAAUUAUUACAAGUCGUAUUGUUGGAUAUGAUAUGAAUUCACUUAUUGGUACUUUCAUUACACAUUGUUUAUUGCCACUCAUGAAGCAAGACCAAGUAAAUGAAUUUGCAGAGAAAUGGAUGUCACAAGUUGAACAAGUUGUACAUAAAGUAUUGUCCAGUGUAGAAAAUAAUAUUGGCAAACAAAUAAUAGAACGUUUAUCGCAGAGACGAAUUGAAGCUGUGAAAUCGAUCUUUGAAAAUGGCGAAAAAUGUUUAUUGUUCAAUCCUUCGUUGUUAACUUUAAUUUGCGCAAGUACAUAUCAAUCACUAAAUGAAUUUCGUCCUAAAUCUCGAAUCGAAAUUUUACAUCAUGUUGUCGAAUCAGCAUUGCGUUUUUGGACCAAGCAGGAACCAAGCAUAUCCAAACAAUUAUUGAGAGAAUUUCUGAUUAAUCUUUCCUCUUAUCUUCAAUUAAAAUCACCAUCUGGUCUCAUUGAUACAUUUGAUAUAACACGUGUGGCACAUUUAACUCUAAAGCAACGAAUUGUGACUAUUACUGGUGCAGAGCUUCGCCAGUAUACUAAGAAAUUGUUAAAAACUCUUGAAUCGAACGCAGGUAUUGUGGCUGAACGUGGUUUGAACGUAUUUGCUUUUCAACAUUUAUCAUUUCAAGAAUAUUUUGUUGCACAAUCUCUUGUCAAAUGUGAUUUUAGUGAUCAAAAGAUUACAAAAUAUUAUGAGAUCGAGAAAACUGCAAACCGUAUUCUUUCAUUUACAAUCAAUCCUUGUUUUCGUGAACCACUUCUUAUGGCUUUGGGUUGGAUCAGUUGUAAAUGGCCAUUCGAUUAUUUUGAUCGAUUCUGCACUGUACUUAUUAGAUCAAAUGAGAAUUAUUCAAUUCCACUUGGAGCGCUUCUUCUCUUUGAUGCUCUCAAUGAUAUGCAAAGUUUACCUUCUGAAUCAGUCAUUUUUACUGCACUCAGUUGUUUAUUAGAUCAUCCUUCAAAUAUGAUCGCAGAGAGAUACUUAAUACCAAAUUUAUUCAAAUUGUCUGAAGAUAUUAUACGAAAAUGGAUGUCAAGUCAGUUCAAAGAUGAUAAAUCUCUUUCAAAAUUUUGUCAAUGUUUAUUGAUGCAAUACGACUAUCGUUUCAAAUCACGAUUACCUGGUGGGAAAUAUCGAACAUCAAAAUUUUCUGUUAUCUCUAAACAACUGGAUUCAUUCUAUAAUGAAGGCACGUCAGCUAAGUUUGUUGCCGAUCAAACUUUGCGAACAAUAAUGAUGUUAGAAGGAGCAUCUUAUAAUAUUUUUUUCAAUCCAUGGGCUUCGUAUUUUAAGCAAAAGAAAAUUGAUGUAUCUACUAUUCAUCCUUUGAUACUUCCUAUCCUUAUUGUGGUGUGUGGUGGAGUAAUUUGGGAACCAGACUAUGGGUCGAUUAAAAUUUAUUGGUCACAUAGACGAAUGUAUCAUGAAACAUCAAUCACGGAACCUAUUAUAGAAUAUCUAACGAAUCAAAAACAAUCUCAUUCAAUUAAAGUUCAAACACUCAUCGAACAAUAUGAGACAGUUAUUAAGAAAGCUUCACCAUCUGAUACUUCAAAUGAUAUUGUCGAUACUUUUGUUGCACUUAUCUGUUUACACGGAGAUUCGAAUCAGUUCAUUAUUCGAAAGUAUCCGAAAUACCGAGCUUUAUCAAUGGCAUUUGAGAAAAUAAAACAAGCAUACUUUUUUAUUACAAGAAUGUUUUAUGAGCGAUAUUAUGACGAGCGUAGGUGGGUAGAAACCUUAUUUCGAAAUACAGUUGGAUUAUUCAUAGAGAUGUUCUAUUCACAUUCUCAUCAAGACAAUCAACAACAUUCAGACUACUCAACAAUAUAUAAUGUUGCACUGAAAAAACUGUUCAUUCAAUGGUCAGUAGAAUCAUUUUCCUCGGAGAGCUCUGAUGGAGACAAUGAUGAUCACUUAGAAUUUCAACCAAACUUCAGUCAUUUACAUGAACAGAGAAAACUAAAUUUAAUCGAAGAGAAUCUUCAACCAAUGCAAGAAGAUUUUCAAUACGAUCUAUCCCCCCAAUGGACCUUUGUCCCACUAUUUUUGAAAAAAUUCUAUCAUUGUCUAUUUAUUAAUCCAAAUGAUAAAACUGAUUCAUUACCAUUCGUUGUAUUCUUAGCACAAUAUUUAACAUAUUUAGAAAAUGUCAGUAAAACUCAUCCGAACUUCGCUUUUGUUUUAACAAAUAUAAAAUCAAUAUGCGAAGAACAUAUGUUGGAAAAUUAUCUUUCAGUUCUUCUUUUCAAAAUUAACUCAAAGAAUGAGAACAAAGAAGAUCCAUCAAAAGAAUCUCCUAAACCAACAGACGAGGUUACGUUACUCGAAUCAAACUAUAUUAAUUUGUGUAACAAUUGGGAAAAACUAAUUGAUAUGGAAUGUCAACGUAUUUCAGAUGUAAAUAACAUCAAACAAAAUGAAAACAAAGAUUGUCGAUUAUUUGCUGCAUCAAUUUGUCUCGCUCGACUUUCUCAAGUUCAAUAUUACUCUCCUUCAUAUGAUUCUACAACAAGUAACACUCAUUUUUCUUCUCUAGGCGAAAAAGUAUCCAAUGCAAUCAGAAAUAUAUGUGAUCCAAUCUUACAAAUCAUUGCUUUGGAUAUGAUAUUAGAGAUGAAAGAUCCAUUUAUCUUUGAUGAAAAACAAAGAAACGAAUUAGAUUUGAGAAUGACGCCUCUACUGAAAGAUUUUCUACCAUUUCUUCCAUUAUUAACAUUAACUUUUAUGGUUGUUCGGUUUCACACACAACAAAAAGAUUUUCCAAUUUCUUUAAUGAUUAAGAUGAUUGGUAAGAGAUUGAGAGAAACUCUAAUCGAUAGAGAUAGUCCCAGUAGAGAAGCAGUGUUAAUUGUACUGAAAGAACUUGGACAUUCAGAUGAUUUACCAAAAUCCUUUGAUCCUACUGAAUGGAAUUUAUCUUUACUCUUUCGAUGUUUUACUAAUGGAACAUCAUUUGGUUCAUUGAAUACUACUUUUCUAUCAUUGAUAUAUAUGACAGAAUUGGCAUUUGAUACUCAUCUUUUACAAAUGUAUAUAGAUGGUGAUUAUAAGGAUAAAAUUUUCUAUUUGGAAAGAUUAAUAUCGCAAGGGAAUGACUCGUCAAACAAUGACAAGAUAAUGACAUAUGAAGCAGCAAAAUGGAUUACAAACUAUUUGCAGAAACCACAGAACAAAGAUGUUCUUCAUGAAGUUAUUACAAUCAUGUUCGAAUGCCUGACAGUUGAAGAGAAAGCUCUGGCAGUAAUUGAGCAAUGGAUCGUAUAUCGAAAUGAAAAAAAUUUAAGAAUAUUUGCACAGUAUGCUGCCUUACAACUAUUUAUUGAACGUUCAAAUCUUUCUCAUUUAAUCGAUAUCAUCAACGAGAUAUUUAGCAAUGACGAUGGACUUCAUUUUAAUUCUCUCAUAGAACACAUUGUCAAUUCAAGAGUUGAUGAUUAUACUAUUCUUCGUCAAAUCUUAACUAGAUGUCAGACAAAUCUGUGUUAUUCUUCUCAUAUUUCAAUUUGGCUUAGUAAUGAAAAAAUUUUCGAUUCGAUUUUGAAUUUAGAACUUGAACGAGUUACUCAAAAUGAAGAUAAACCUUCUCGACUCCCAUUAAAGUCACUUUUAUUCAUCAUCAAUGGGUGUUCAUAUGAUUUACAAGUUAAACUUAAACAACAUCUACAGACAUUUAUUGAACAGAUAGGUGAGAAGGACAAUAUUGUAGAAGAACAAUAUGUUGCUAAUGUUAUCAAAUGGAUUAUCGAGAUCUAUGGUAAUUAUCUUCGUAAGUUACAAAAUUUUCAAAUAAGUUAUCAUGUCUCCAAUAAGAUCCAGCAAACACUCACUGAACUUUUCAAUCAAUCAUCGACAAAGAUGAUAUCUAUUCGAGCUUGUUUGUGUUUAAUUAUUGCUGAACAAUCCUCUGUAGGAUUCAAUACAAUACAAGACUGGUUCAAAGAAAAGCGGAAAUUAACAGUUGAAAAUGAAUACGACAUAUUCCUACAACAAACUUAUCAAGAAGCUCAGUAG
Messenger RNA from Rotaria sp. Silwood2, 4482 nucleotides. The record is from the annotation of a GenBank genome assembly. NCBI's taxonomy places the organism in Eukaryota, Metazoa, Rotifera, Eurotatoria, Philodinida, Philodinidae.